This is a messenger RNA of Solanum tuberosum (potato), 7826 nucleotides long. RefSeq lists its product as uncharacterized. NCBI's taxonomy places the organism in Eukaryota, Viridiplantae, Streptophyta, Magnoliopsida, Solanales, Solanaceae. The record is from RefSeq and is a predicted model, not a curated record. Bases 146 to 1531 code for a protein of 461 amino acids. The transcript is spliced from 2 exons.
CGUAUUCUAUUAGAUGAUGAGCUGCUUUUCCUUACUCUUUCGAUUAGUUAAUUUCACUUCGACACCCAAAUGUUGUUAAAUUUAUCAAUAUCACCCCAAUCAAACUACAAUUAACCUCCGCCGGAAUCUCUCAAAAUCAACCACCAUGGACCACCGUCAACCACCACAACCUCCGCCGCCGGCGCCGCCGGUAGCAAUCAAUCACCAAACAACCACCCAAAUCCUCAAACAAACCACGAAAACCUUCAUCUCCAAUCUCCUCCUAUUCCUCUUCCUUUCUUCUCUCAUUCUCACUUUCCGUUCCAAUGUCGAAAAUGGUACCAACUACCUCACUUCCUUCAUCGAUCGUGACCCUUCUCUGAAAUCCAUUCUAUCUCGUAUUGACCUCUCCGGUCAACAGCUGCAGCAUCCUCAGCUCCGACGUGACCACCAUCGCCGCCGUCGACCUUUUCUUCACCUAUCCCGUGUAGGUACUCUUGAUGAUGAUUUCUUUUCUGGGGAUUCGGACCUUGAUAAAUCCCUAUUUCAUCCUUCUUCUAAACCUCAGCCGAAUUCUACUUACGUAAUUCUUUCCAAUUUUGACCCGAAUUUAGGGUUCUCAGACCAAAUUAUUGAUGAUGGGAUUUUGUUUCCUCAAGCAAUUCGUAAUGGGUUUAUCUCUUUCAAGUCUCCUUCAGAGACACAGAAUUUGUCUCAGGUUGAUAAUCCUGAAAAUGAGUAUAACAAUGAAAAUGGUGUUGUUGAUUUGCAGUUUUUGAUAAAAGGUCUUGAAUUGGGUCGUGGUGAUGCUACAGCAUUGUUAUUUCUUGUUAGUUUGUUGUCAGCUGCCUAUGCUUAUGUGGUGUUGGCUUUUUUGGUUACUUACACUUGGAUUCAUGGGAUAAUUUUCUUGCAAGUGUUGGAUAAUGUGUUAGGGAAUUACAGGUCAAUUUUCAGGACUGCUUGGGAAGGUUCUAAUUUGGGGUUAAGAAGGCUUUCUGGGUUUGUUUUGAUGAGGUGGGCAGUAAAGGAUGCAUUAGCUCAAUUGUUGGGUAUUUGGGUUUUUGGAGAAAUUGAGGAUCAAUAUUCAUUUUUUAAGGUUUUUGUGAGGAUGAAAUUGAUGCCCUUUUCGGAUGUGGCGCCAUGGGUUACAGGGCAUGAGAAGGAAAGCUUGUGCUUUAUCAUCUCAUGGUUCUUGGUGGAGUUGGUAGUGGGGUUUAUUUUUGCUGUUGAUUCUUGGGUUUCUAUUGUGGACUCAAGGAAAAGUGGUAGGGAGGUUGUCAAAGAAGGAUGUCAUUUGUUGGGUAUUAUGGUGUGUCCUGCUAUAGGAAUCAAAUGUUGGGAAGUUUUGGUUUGUGGGUGGUGUACGAGAUGGAUAUUGGGUCGAAUAUUUGGAGAAGUGUUUGCACUGGCAUUUCAGUGUGUUAUGGAAGUUUAUUUUAUGGUAGUUUGGUUAACAUUUUACUUGGCUGCAAGGUAUAAUGAUGCCUCCUCAGUUGGGAGGACAUUUGGACGAAGAGAAUUGGAAGGCUUUCUCGAGGGCGUUAGAUGAUACUAGGUGGGAAGUGCUAAAGAUUCAUUCCCCUGCCUUGGCAUUACGUUGAAAGAAGCUUUAACUGGAUGAACUAUCGCGCUGGUGGGGUAAUCUUUUGUGCUUUUGAUGUUCAAUGCUUUGAAAUGUGAGUCAGCACGACACUGUUUAAGAAGUCGCCAGCUAUGCUUUGUAUGUACUCUGUUGAGGCAAUAUAUGACUUGUAUAUUUCAUGGGGAUUCUUGUUGGCUAUUCCAUAUCCAUUUCGGAGUAUAUGCUUCACCAUACAAGUCUUUCAUGGUGAUGAAACCUGAAAACUAGUUGUAAUUGUUGUAUUUUUCCUUUUACCAUUAAGGGUAAGAGAUUAAGUGAGCCCUCCUCUUUUUUCUUUUGAUCACGUUUCUGUUGUAGAUUCUGAUGUUUCUAAGUAAGUUGAUUUGUAUAAUGAUAAAUGGUCAUCUUGAACUAAACCUUUCCACUCCCCUACACAAAAAAAAUCAAACUAAACUUCAAAUUGGUGGGUUUGAACUUUCUUUUGAUUAAUGUUUGAACGUGGGACAUUUGUUGCUUAAAGUAUUUACGGAUUUGAAGUGAUUCUUUACCUUGUAAUUAUUGAAGAACUUAAUAAUUGAAGAAUUAGUGCUUAGAUGAUUGAGUAAAUGCUAAAGAAAAUUUCAUGUUUGCUCGAGAAGAACUGAUAUUGUUCCUUUUUCAUUUUCUGGCUAGCUAGUUCCACUUUUUUUUUUUUUCUCAGCCCCUUGCUUGCUUAGUUACCGAAAACAACAACGCUUGGCCUCUUUAAAGGACAAUAAAGUGUCAACAAACUGAAAUUGGAUAUUAACACUUUUAUCUCUUAAAAAACUAGGUAGUUCUGGUAAUUCACGUAUCAAAGUUUGUAUUCCAUCGUACAUAUAGUCUUUAGAGUCAGGUAAAGAGUCAGAUUUCUGGUAGGAUGUAUUGUGUGGGGACUCAUCUCUGACAGAGUAGUUUCCUGACUUGCACCAUAUUACGAUGAUCAAUAAAUAAGGAGGUCACAGUAGCUGAGCUUCUUAGAAGAGAUGGGUGCUUAGUGUUCAAUGUAGGGAAACAGGUGGCUGGAAUGUGGUGCUCAGAAAGAAUAUAAAUGACUGGGAAAUGGUAAGGAUGUCAGAAAUUUUGAAUUUGGAGACAUUUUAAGGUGUAUCAGAUGAUGAAAGUGGCAAGGUAACCUGGAGAGCAAAAAAGCAAAGGUAUUUUCACUGUCAAAAUUGCUACAACUUAUUACUAAUAGAAGGGACUGAUCAGAUCCCUCUUGGUCUUGGAGACAGAUGUGGAAAAACAAUGAUCCUCAAAAAGUAUUAUGCUUUUCUUGGCUGGUUGCUCAAGAACGGUAAGGCAUGCUUAUUCUCACCCAUGAGUUCUAUAUUGAAGGACAUACAAUAAAUAUUGUGCUUGAUUAUAAUUUUUUCAAUUCUUUAUUCAUAAUUGUUGUUCGUGUUUGUAGUUAUUAUUCUUGAUUUACAUAUGCACUUCUAUUUUCUUUUUCAUGUGAGCCUUUCUUCAUCAAAUAUUUGUCAGGGUUCUGCAGUUAAAGCCCCUGCAUAUCUUAAUGUGUUACCCAACAUAUUUUAGCGUCUUUACUCGACUUUUGCUUUUGGUAACAUUGUACUCUGACAAGCUUGCAUGGCAGCCAAUGGUGGGAUUCUUAGAAAGGAUUCAUCGCAGCUCUUGAAGCCUUUUUAAUCUACUUUGCUGGGCAGUGAGCUCUCGAAGCUGCUGAAAGCCUGAAAGAGGGAAACUGUUGUGGUAGUCAUCGUGGCUUUUCAAAGAUCCUAUAGCUUUUUCCGUAAGCAUGGUUCACCGAACAAUUGUUUGAGACUGGUAACAUUGUAUAACCAUCUUAUCUGAAUUUUAAGUUAUAAGAGAUUGCAUGCCUUUUAUUUGCUUAAUUAUAUCUUUGAAAUAGAAAAGAGAAGUGUUGUAGAGAGGAUUGUCUAUGAAGAUGUUCUCGAUGAAGUCAUAUAAUGAUUACUUGAUCAUGGUCAGUGACUUCAGGCCAUGUGGAGGUCCCUGUGGAAGAUGGAGGCAGCUAAUAAAGCUGGAUUUUUUCACGCAGUGUGCAACUUGGAGUGUUAUUAUAAAGACGAUCACCUUGAGAAGUAGAAGACCUAUAGUAGUUAGUUAGAGUUAUUAUCCAAGGAAAAUGGUCAGAACAUGGACCAUAUACUGGUUCCAUUGCAGCUUCUCCAUCAGCAAUGGAGGCACUCUAAGUUCAUUAUGGCCUAGGUGCUAGGCAAAUGGAGUUGUGGACACGUCGCUCCUCCGUGCAAUUGUUAGAUGAUUUGGAUUAAAUGAAUAUUGUAGAAGAUGUAUUGGGGUCAAGCAUCCAAUACAGAUAAUCAAAAGCUCAUUUAUUGUGGAAGUCCCCAGGGCUUUGGUCUAGUGGUAAGAGCGUUACUUGUGAUGUGUGGGUUAGGCACACGUCAGGGGUAUGAACUUGCUGCAGACAAAAGGCUGGUAUUUAAGUGGAGAGAAGGGUAGAGGGGCGGACCCAUUAUCCACCGAGUUUCCAACCUUGCACCACUGGUUCUUGGGGAUUUAUCAAUCAUCCUAGACAAGCUCAUUUGUUGUGGAAGGGAUUCCCCAUAUAUUGUAUAGAUAGAUGGAUGGUUCUUUUUGGAGCUUUGAUGUAAACCCACAAUAUGUUGUGACAUCCACUUGGUGUAUCAUCAAUGAAGUUAUUUUGACUUGUUAAAAAGAAACUCCCGCAUCUAGUUGAAUGUAAGUGGGUCAGCAUUUGGAAGAUUUCCUGUAUUGUAACACAGUACCUUGAAAUGAACAUACCCUCAAAUGUCAUUGGAAUUUCAAGUAUUCUUUGCGUACUUUUCCUAUUGUUCCAUUGCCACAUUCUUGUGAUAAUUUGAGAUAAACUGAGGAAUAGAAUGAUAUUUAAGAGAUAAAGAAGUUGAUGUUUGAGAAAGUAUGUAGCUGUUUGAGAAAUAUCUAGUUUGCACCCAAGGGUGUGAUAUAGUGGUCAAUGAAGUGGAAGAGAACCACGAGUCUCAGGUAACAGUUUCGAGGUGCACGUCAGUUGGCUCUGCGCCACCACCAUUUUUUUGAGAAUGGUAACUUUUCAUUUAAACACAAAAAGGUGCUGAUGGGUGUAAAAACAAGAUACAAACUCCAAACGAGUGCGCAAAAAACAUAAGCAUCCCCCCCUGACUAAACAAAAACCUACAGGGAUGCUAUGACAUCAAGAAAAAGAAAAGACAAUAUACAAUUUAAUUUGAUUCUCUGUGUAGCGUUCUUUGUAUCCUCAAAAUACCUAGAAUUCUUUUCUUCCCAAACUGUCCCUCAAAUGCAUGCAGAGAUGACUUUUACCAGUUCUUUUGCGUAACACCUUCAGUUAGGCCAUUCCAGCAUCUCAGGAGAUCCAUUGUCUUCAGUUACCACCAUAAAAAGCUAGUUUUUGAGUAUUUCAUUAAUAAUUCUAGUUCUAUUGAUGGAGUCACUUCUGUCGCGGUUAUAUUUCCUACUCUAAUACUUCAGAUUUUGUUCACUCAGUACUAUGAUACAUCAUACCCUAUAGCUUUUGGCAUCAGAAAUGUUGAGGUUUUUAUAUCCUUGCCACAAUUGUGGCUUUGCGUGAAGUAUAAUUGCAUAGAACAUUAUCUGUAGAAAACUUUUAUGAAGGAAUCAAUUGUUGAAUAAUUUUCUGGUGCUUUUCGAUCGUAAUGGCAGUGGCAGGUUGUAGUAGUCAAAUGAAGGGAUGGGGAUGUAAGGACUGGUCUUCAGUAUAUCAUCACAGCGUAUGUGACAGAGAUUAAAAAAGUACAUUUACAUAUGGUUAGGAGCAAAUGCCAGAAAUUGUACAAAUGACAGGGUUUAGACUGUUGUGCCAUGUAUAUAUGAAUACAAGAUAAGCGGGCACAUGCAAAAUUUAAUAUUUGGAUGUCUGCUUUAUGAGAUCAUCAAAUUACUGAACAAGUUCUGUUUUUGAUGAAUAUAUGAUACUUGUUAAGUUUUCCUCAUCUAAGUUCCGAGGCAAUUAGUAACUUCAGUACUUCGACAGCAUGUAGUUUCUUUGAGUUCAUUCCAUUAAGAAGUUCCUACAUGCAGAAUGCUCUUGCUUCAAAUGGAUAUUUGGUUAUUUAGAAGGCUGAGAUCUGAAUUUGUCGCGCUCAUCUAUUUUGAAAGGUAAAUGUAGGGAUCAAACUGAUGUUACCUAGAUGAUGAAUUUCUUAUUCAUUGGUAACCACUUCUGAUCCCUUUAAUGAAGUCGGUUAACUUGCAACCAUGUAAGCUGAUUUAGUUUUCUAGAGCUUCUCCGUUGAGUUUUUUUUUUUUUUUUCUAUUGGUCGUGUUGACAGUGUCUCUCUCCUUUUCAGGGGCCAAACGUUAUCUAUAAAGUCCUCAGGAUGAAGAAAUUAAACAGUUUUCUUUGCUCAAUAUUCUUUUGUGCAGCUGGAUCUCCAGACAGUAAAGGAAUAGCUAAGCAUUCAUUGAACUGCUCAGUAGUUCAAAAUUUGUCUUGGAAACUGUUGAUGAACAGCUUCAAUAGUUGGGCUAAUGCUCAAUUUCUGAAUGUCGAUUUUCCCGACUACUUUUUCGUAAUACUCUUAAGCAGUUGUAUAUUUGAUUUAUAUGAUAGAAGUUGGUGUGUGGGUAAGUGGGUGGAUUUCAUAUAUUGUGCAUCUCUAUUCUGUAACCUAGAAUGAGUUUGUGAUUCGCAGAUUUGCUCGAGCUUGUUAGGUGGAACGUAAUGUUUGAUUUGCUUGUUUUCAUUUGUAUCACAUCGGAUGAAGGAGUUGAAUAUUUCUUUUAUCCUGAUACCUUUUGUUUGUUGAUAUUGGUGAAUGGAAUUUAUCAGUUUGUGGGAAGACUAAUUUUUAGGAUUGUAUUUCCCCCAAUUUGCUGGUUUUAAAGUGUAGUUGACUUAAAUAAAAUUUGCACUCUGUAGGAAGUUAUAGUUCUGGGGGUGCUUGAAUACUGUUGUGUAGAAUUCAACUGAAGUGAUUUCUCUCUUUAGUGCCCUUUCCUUGCUUUUGAACUCGAUUAUUCUGUGGUCUCGGUGGUUGGAUUGUUAGUUUACUUGUCUACAUCUAGCAAUCUUUUUCACUACACAAAUAAGCUCAUUGUUCUUGCUCAGUUAGGUCAGUGAAACAGGGUAUGUUAUUUUUUUCAACUUUCUCCCGCAUAUCCUUUUCUUCAUCCUGUCUCUUCUUCAUAGAUGUAUCUUCCUUUUCUCAUCCGUUCCUUUCUUGAUAGUUGCACCAUCAAAUUGGUUUCAAUAGAAAGAAUUGAUCUUAGAAUGACAACAUUUUACAAGACCUUCAAGGUAUGACUCAGCCAGCUAAGUGACAUGUUUGGUGAGGAAGCACCUAAAUCAGCAGCAAGUUAAGAAUUAAAAUUAAUAUUAGAAGAAAAAAGGAAGAAGCUACAGGUCACCAAUCUGAUCAACUUCACUCUAUGAAACUUCUGGUAGUCUUGAAGAUGGUGUGCUUCCUGAAAUACCAUGGUGUUGGUCUAUGGUGCUCGGAUUCUUUCAAAAUUAUGCCGCACCCAUCUCGGGUUCUUCAAAAAUACAAUAGUUUUGGAGAACCCGACACGCACCAGUCGACAUGUUUGAAGAGUCCGAGCAACAUAGGUGUUGGUUACAAAGACCAGUGGGAUAGAAUAGAAUUCAAUACCAGUUCAUGAUGCAUCUCUAAAGCUUGGUUGCCCCACCCCUAUCCUGAUUAUCACUUUCUUACCAACUGUUAUUUCAUCAAAUUACCACAUCUUAUGUAUCUUCUAUGUUUGUGACAUCCUUCUUGGUUUCUAUGCAUGAUUAUAUCUGUUAUGGCUCGUCUCUCUGAUCUACUGCUUCAGAAUAUCUUCAUGCUCAAGGUUCAUAGGUUGCCCAAACUUGUUCUGUAUCUCUAGUGUUAACCUCUUACUCAUCUUUCAGGGAUUAUCCAACCAUAUUGUCAACUUCACUAAGGUCCUUGUUCUUGGUAUUUAUCUUUGUUUCAACACUUCAGAAGGAGAAUAGCUCGACAAUGUUGGGAAUUUUUCUUCAGUAUUUGCGGGAUCUCUUGGAUCAUGCCCCAAAUUGUGAAGGAAAUAUUGGAGAGUUGGCAGCGCAGAGAACGCAUAAAGUUUUGAAGCAAAUUUGGAUCACAGACCUUUGUGCAUUUUCGAACUAUUUGGCUAGAAAGAAAUAACGCUUGUUUUGAUGGGCAAAAAGACCAUAUUUCUAGAGUUAAAAACAAUUGUUUACAUGAUUUGUUUUCUUGAUGUAAAAGUAGUUUCAUUGAUAAUAUAGAUCAAUAUAUGGAGCUAUUGGAGUUGCUAA